AUGGUGGAAAACUUAGAGACUCUUUUAGACAACGUAAAGUCUCGCUUAGAAAAGCAGGGCAUCAAGAAAAUCGACAAACCGACGUUAGAGCAAGUCCGAGAUGCAUUUCGCCGGACUGACGAAAGAGAGCUCAACGAGCGGUGGGAGUCAUAUAUCAACCUACAACUCGCCCUGUGCACUUUAGAGAUGUACACUCCUCCAAAUCUCGACAUCAUUGGUUCUGCGGACAUUCGCGUCUAUCACAGCAAUCGCAUACCGUGCAACUGUGAUCACGACUUCACCAUUGAGAGACUGUCCGCGCCGUUCUCCCUGACCGACGCAGGCAAUUUUGCAGGCUACGACGCAGAAACACAUUGCUAUGCAUUCAGAGGACAAAGACGACUGUUUCGCGAGUUUUUGUCGCUGGUCGAGCCCUUGUUCAAAAAGAAGGCCUUUAAAUCUGCAAUUGUGAGAUCAGUCGGUGUGAGAGUUCCGAUGGCUAAUUUCGCCACUGGAUGGGACUUUGAUGAGUUUGCCUCGCAUGUUGAGGCAAUGGAAUGUAUGCUAUUUCUCAAAAAACCCUUGAAGGAUCCGCUCAAGUUUAAGGAAGCGGCCGCCUAUCAUGGCCUGGCAAGAAAAGACGCGGCCGAUUGUGUUGCUUUGGAAUUGUUUGGUGAGGAGGUAGAUUCCCGAAAUGACGCGACGAAUAGUAUCGUCGAAGGAAAAACGGACACGUCGAAUACGAACCUCGAACCAUGUCGAUAUUCUCUCAGAAGGCGUAAGUUGUCCGCUCAUCACUGA
Messenger RNA from Pochonia chlamydosporia 170, 780 nucleotides. RefSeq lists its product as hypothetical. Bases 1 to 780 code for a protein of 259 amino acids. The record is from RefSeq and is a predicted model, not a curated record. The transcript has a single exon. NCBI's taxonomy places the organism in Eukaryota, Fungi, Ascomycota, Sordariomycetes, Hypocreales, Clavicipitaceae.